UCAGCCUUGCCCCCUCCUCCUCCUUGCACUCCAUAACCAGCACCCGCCCCGGACAGCACAGUCUCCCCAGCCCCCAUUCCACGUGGACCAGCCGGGGCGGGGGUAGGGAAGGAGGACAGGAAGAGGGGGAGUCAGCUCUCAGAGGUGGGGGAAGGAGGUUGCCCGCUGGCUGUCGCUGGCCUCACUGCCUGCGUCCCGGUCCUCGCGCUGAGCACCAUGUUCCCCACAGGGUCCUCCAGCCACACCCUCCGCAGGCUUUCCUUGCUGCUAUGGCUGCUGCAGGCCUUGGAGAGGGGUCUGGGCCGCGCCAGCCCUGCCGGAGCCCCCCUGGAAGACGUGGUCAUCGAGAGAUACCACAUCCCCAGGCUCUGUCCCCGCGAAGUGCAGAUGGGGGAUUUUGUGCGCUACCACUACAAUGGCACUUUCGAGGAUGGGAAGAAGUUUGACUCCAGCUAUGACCGCAAAACCUUGGUGGCCAUCGUGGUGGGUGUGGGCCGCCUCAUCACGGGCAUGGACCGAGGCCUCAUGGGCAUGUGCGUCAACGAGCGGCGCCGCCUCAUCGUGCCUCCUCACCUGGGCUACGGCAGCAUCGGUUUGGCGGGGCUCAUUCCCCCGGAUUCCACCCUCUACUUUGACGUGGUCCUGCUGGAUGUGUGGAACAAGGCAGACAAGGUGCAGGUGAGCAUCCUGCUCCGUCCACCCCACUGCCCUCGCAUGGUUCAGAACGGCGACUUCGUGCGCUACCACUACAACGGCACUCUGCUGGACGGCACCUCCUUCGACAGCAGCUACAGUAGAGAUGGCACUUACGACACCUACAUCGGCUCUGGUUGGCUGAUCAAGGGCAUGGACCAGGGGCUGCUGGGCAUGUGUCCUGGUGAGAGAAGGAAGAUCAUUAUUCCUCCCUUUCUGGCCUACGGCGAGAAAGGUUAUGGGACUGUGAUCCCCCCUCAGGCCUCCCUGGUCUUCCAUGUCCUACUGAUUGAUGUCCACAACCCGAAGGACACGGUCCAGCUGGAGACCCUGGAGGUUCCCCCAGGCUGUGUCCGGAGAGCUGCAGCUGGCGACUUCAUGCGUUACCACUACAAUGGCUCCCUGAUGGACGGCACCCUCUUUGAUUCCAGCUACUCUCGCAACCACACCUACAAUACCUACGUCGGGCAGGGUUACAUCAUACCCGGGAUGGACCAGGGACUGCAGGGCGCAUGCAUCGGGGAACGCCGGAGGAUCACCGUGCCCCCUCACCUGGCCUACGGGGAGAACGGAACGGGAGACAAAAUCCCUGGCUCGGCUGUGCUCAUCUUUGACGUGCACGUCAUCGACUUCCAUAACCCUGAGGACCCCGUGGAAAUCAAGACGCUGUCCCGGCCGUCCGAGGCGUGCAAUGAGACGUCCAAGCUGGGGGACUUCAUUCGCUACCACUACAACUGCUCUCUGCUAGAUGGCACCAGGCUCUUCUCCUCCCACGACUACGAGGCUCCUCAGGAGGCCACCCUGGGAGCCAACAAGGUGAUUGAAGGCCUGGACAGGGGCUUGCAGGGCAUGUGUGUGGGCGAGAGGCGGCAGCUCAUCGUACCCCCACACCUGGCGCAUGGGGAGAGCGGAGCACGAGGCGUCCCUGGCAGCGCUGUGCUGUUGUUUGAGGUGGAGUUGGUGUCCCGGGAGGACGGCCUGCCCUCGGGCUACCUGUUUGUGUGGCACGAUGACCCGCCCUCCAGCCUGUUUGAAGACAUGGAUCUCAACAAGGAUGGGGAGAUCCCCCCGGAGGAGUUCGCAUCCUUCAUCAAGGCUCAAGUGAGCGAGGGCAAAGGCCGCCUCAUGCCCGGGCAGGACCCUGAAAGAACCAUCAGCGACAUGUUCCAGAACCAAGACCGCAACCGGGACGGCAGGAUCACGGCGGAGGAACUCAAGCUGAAGUCUGACGAGGACCAGGAGCGGGUGCAUGAGGAGCUCUAGAUCCGGGCUCUGGCCUCACACAAAAACGUCCUCGGCGGGGGACAGUGGCAGCGGGACUGGCCUGCCAACAGCUCCGUCCUCUGGGCAGUGACAACUCUGGGAAGCCGAGGGUCAGGAGACAGCUCAGGCUCUCCCGCCAGCUGUGGGUCACCAGCCAUAGCACCGACUUCUGAGCCCCUUUUCUCCUCCAGCCACAAGCCCAAGUUGCAAACUUGGGGACAGUGGCCAUCAGGGGUUGUCAAGGGUCAUUGCUGGCCCCACACCCUGAUCAUUAGAUUCUUAGCAAAGACAGAGCUCCCCACCCCUCAUUUCCCCAAACUUGCCAGUGACUUGUACUGCUCUCCACCACCCCACUACUCCUCCAAGAUGGCAGCUCCCCGGGGCUGGAAUGGGAGCAGGGAGCCCCCCACCUCCAGCCUCAGCUCUGCAGGGCUCCACCCUCCUCCCUCCCACCUGCCUCCUCCUGGGAGCCACUGGAGGCCAGGGCUAGCUAGUGUGUGCCUGUCAUCCCCAAACAGGGCUCUUUAUCUUAAGGAAAGGCUGCUCAGGCUGGGCCUUCGGGCUGUGGAAAUCUGCAUUUGGUGCUGAUGUGGGCUAAGGGGAGGGAGGGAGGUGGGUGAAGCCAUGGGCACCAAAAGGCUAAACUGGUGUCCAGUCCCUUUCUUUUUUGUGUCAAUAAAAUGUUAAACCCGA
Jaculus jaculus (lesser Egyptian jerboa) is the source of this 2649-nucleotide messenger RNA. RefSeq names its product FKBP prolyl isomerase 10 (gene Fkbp10). Gene Ontology annotation, molecular function: peptidyl-prolyl cis-trans isomerase activity; calcium ion binding. The transcript is spliced from 10 exons. The coding region runs from base 217 to 1956 and encodes 579 amino acids. Lineage: Eukaryota; Metazoa; Chordata; Mammalia; Rodentia; Dipodidae. The record is from RefSeq and is a predicted model, not a curated record.